Molecule: messenger RNA, 861 nt
Organism: Calypte anna (Anna's hummingbird)
Lineage: Eukaryota; Metazoa; Chordata; Aves; Apodiformes; Trochilidae
Gene: BHLHA9
Product: basic helix-loop-helix family member a9
Exons: 1
Coding region: 1-861 (286 amino acids)
Molecular function (GO): protein dimerization activity
Source: RefSeq, a predicted model, not a curated record
AUGGGGUUUUUAGAGGCUGCUCUGUGUUCCUGGAGGAGUGUCUCCCACCCCUCCCAGGAGGCAGGACCACAGCAGCAGCAGCAGCACCUCUCCCACUCCCUCGCCACAACCACGUCUGGAGCAGCCAUGGGGAAAGGAGCAGCACCAGAGCCCGACAGCUCGGAAGAGGAGCUGGAAGUGGGGGGUGCCCCCCAAGGGUUCUACGGGCAGGAUCUGUGGGUGUCCCAGGGAAGUGAAGCAGCCACCAGGGUGAGGGACACGCAGGAGAUGAAGGUGAGGAAGAGGAGCAGGCCGGCACGCUCCAAGGCCAGGAGGAUGGCUGCCAAUGUCAGGGAGCGUAAGAGGAUCCUGGAUUACAACCAAGCCUUCAAUGCCCUGCGGCUGGCCCUCAAACACGACCUGGGUGGCAAAAGGCUUUCCAAAAUCGCUACCCUCCGGCGAGCCAUCAACAGGAUCACGGCUCUGUCCCUCUCCCUGCACGGCACGGGGCGCUGCGGGCCCUGCACUCACUCCGAGUGCCGGGGCAGGGCCGGGGUCCCUGGGCGGGAGCCGGGGAUGAAGCCCAGCUGCCCCCAGGUCCCAUGGGAGCCCGGUUCUGUGGGCACUUCCAGCUCUCAGCGCUGCCCUCCGUCCUCUUUCUAUGCUGGAUUUUAUCCCGAGACGCAGCUCCAGCGCUACGAGAGCCCAGAGGAGGAUCACUGCCUGCCCAGCCCUGCCUGCUGCUCCGGUGGCACCCAGCACCCUGCGCCCCGAGGCCAGCAGAGAUACACGAGCCUGCGAGACCCCCUGCCUGGGGCCAUCCCCUGGCAGCUGGGCUAUUGCCAGAGCUGGGGACACCAGCAGUGCCACCCCAUCCACUGA